Messenger RNA from Mesocricetus auratus (golden hamster), 3492 nucleotides. RefSeq names its product hydroxylysine kinase (gene Hykk). Bases 97 to 1227 code for a protein of 376 amino acids. Lineage: Eukaryota; Metazoa; Chordata; Mammalia; Rodentia; Cricetidae. Gene Ontology annotation, molecular function: amino acid kinase activity. The transcript is spliced from 5 exons. The record is from RefSeq and is a predicted model, not a curated record.
GGCCGCGGGCCGGGCCCCACCUCCAGCACCGCAGCAUCUGGCUUGCAGAGUGAAGACUGCGGGUCUGCUUUGGGAGGUCCAGUCGCGGCGGACAUAAUGUCAAGUGGAGAUGACUGGCAGUCACAGGCUUCCAGCAAGCCCGCUUUUACUGAGAUACAAGCCUCUGCACUAGUAGAAUCAGUAUUUGGGUUCAAAGUUUCUAAGAUCCAGUCACUGCCUAGCUAUGAUGACCAAAACUUUCAUGUUCACAUUUCAAGAACCAAAGACACAACAGAUGACCCCGUCGAAUAUGUCCUCAAAAUAAGCAACACGGAGUCUAGCCAAACUCCAGACCUGAUUGAAAUGCAGAACAAUAUCAUCACGUUUCUGAGAGCAGCUGGAUUUCCAACAGCCUCUGUGUGCCGAACUAAAGGGGACAACACGAUCUCGCUCAUGUCCAUUGACAGUGGAUCUGAAGUCAAAAGCUACUUGGUGAGAAUGCUCACUUACCUCCCAGGAAAACCCAUAGCUGAGGUUGCCAUCAGCCACCAGCAAUUAUAUGAAAUAGGAAGGCUAGCAGCCCAGUUGGAUAAAACAUUGGAGGAAUUCCGUCAUCCAAAGUUAAACCUUCUUCGUCGAGAGAACUUCAUUUGGAAUCUGAAAAACAUUCCUCUUCUAGAGAAAUACUUGGGUGCCCUAAGCCAAAAUCGAAACCGGGAGAUUGUAGAGCAAGUCAUUCAGCUGUUCAGGGAAGAAGUAAUGACCAAAUUAAGCCAUUUUCGAGAAUGUAUCAAUCAUGGUGAUCUUAACGACCAUAACAUCUUAGUAGACUGCAACAAGUCAGCCUCUGGAGAUGCCGUGUAUCAAGUCUCUGGGAUUUUAGACUUCGGUGACAUGAGCUAUGGCUACUAUGUGUUUGAAGUGGCAAUCACCAUCAUGUACAUGAUGAUUGAAAGCACGGAUCCUAUACAAGUAGGAGGUCACAUCCUCGCAGGGUUUGAAAGUGUGAUCCCUCUGACCGCUGUGGAAAGGAGUGCUUUAUUUUUGCUUGUAUGCAGUCGAUUUAGUCAGUCACUUGUCAUGGCUGCACACUCCUGCCAGCUGUACCCAGAGAACAAAGAGUACCUCAUGAUUACAGCGAAGACUGGAUGGAAGCAUCUACAGCAGCUGUUCGACAUGGGCCAGAAGGCAGUAGAGGAAAUCUGGUUUGAAACUGCCAAGUCCUAUGAGUCUAGGAUCUCUAUGUGACCAGGAAAAAUUUGUAUUUCCUUGGUAAUCAAAACUCAGUUAUGAUUCAGAUCAAAUUCAUGAAGAAUUUUCUUGCAGAUUAAAAAUGAAAUGGUAAAACAGACCCACUCUAAAUAUGAAGAGGCAAAAACAGGUCUAGUUUUUACAGCAAUCUUUGGACCACAGUUUACUCUUAAGAAAGUACUACAUUAAGGACACUUUUCUAGUGUGCAAAGCCCUGGGCUCACCCUCAGCAUUACAGAAAAGGAAAACACAUGCACAACUAAGCAUGUCUUUCUGCAGGUCUUGUUUCUAAGAACCACAUAUGAUGAUGUGUGAUUUGUAAUCAGUGUCUCAAAGUCUAUUCCAGUCCUUAAAUCAACAACUUUUAAAUUGCAAAAAGAAUAAUGCAUAUAGUUAUUCACAUACUAUAUAUAUUUUAACCACCUAGCCUACAUAACAUUAAUUCUAUGUGCUCUUUUCUGACCUCACAUCUCUAGAAUCCAUUGCAUUCUGUCUUUUUCAUGGCAUUUCACUGUCUCACCUGCUCAUGGUUGUGCAGUUAUCUAGCCUGUAAAUUUGACCAUGGGACAGACCAUGAGAACGCGUGUCUGUGUGUCUCUUCUUGCACCUGUGAUAGUGCCUUUCCCACAGAAAAGUCUCUGGACACAUUUAUAAAAUGAAUGCAUGUAAAAGGAAAGAUGGGAAAACAUGGGUAGGAAUCAUGAGAAAAACAUUUAAGAACAUGGAGAGAGUAGCUCAACUGGAACUCCAGAGACAGACAUUAGACAGCAGUGGAACUUCAUGGAAGCAAAGGUAGACAUCCAGGCAAGGUCAUUAGCCCUGACAUCAGCCAGGUUCUUCAGCAGGUAGGGGCUCACUACACUGCUCACUCUGGUCUUCAACUCAUUGGUUCCCACAGUCCUCCAGUGCAGCCUCCCAGUGUGGGGCCAUAGCCCUAUACCAGAUGUUCUUCAUACUCUAUACCUGAUUGCCUUUUUUAUAGGAAUCUGUGAAGUUAGUGAAAUGAAGACCAUUGCAUAUUUGUCUUAAGUUUUACCCCAGUAUUUCCUUUACUGAUUCCUUUUCAUGUCUCUUUAAUGUAAGUAGCUAUUUACUUAUUCUUGUUGAGUGGGCUUUUUUUCUGUUUUAAGACUGGAUUCCACUGUGUUGUCUGUACUGGAAUUAAGCAUGCAAACUCCUGGGCUCAAGUGAUAAUCAUGCCUCAUGCAACCAAGUAGCUGGGACUGUAGGCAUGUGCAUCACACUCGUCCAUUCUUGUGGUUUACCCACACACUUUCUACAGAUGGCUCAGGUCCAGAACCCUGGUUAUUCACUCACAUUGUCAGUAUUCUAUGUGAGUAGGCCCUGAUACCAAAACUGCUUGUCUGUCUGUCUGCCUGCCUAUCUACCUGCCUAAAUUUCCCAAACUAGGCAUUUCUCCAAGGUAACUUGUAGGAUUCAUUUUUAACUUCUCAGUGUCUCUAUUUCCUUUUUGUAAAAUCAAGAUAAUGGUUGUACCUAUCCCAGAGUGUCAGUUGUGAGGGUUUCAUAAGGGAUCAUGGUAACCUCUUAGCAUAGACUCUGGCACAUAGUGGCAGCACAAUAAAUUGUUACUAAGUAAUAAUGGGUUACCCAAGCUCAAAAUAAUGGUGUGACAUGCUGCUUGCCUUUCUCAUAUUCAGUCACUGAACCCUGCUGCUUUAACAAAUCAGGACUUUAGGUCAGCAAUCUGGAGCAGCCCUGUCUUUCCUGCUUCAUUAAUUCUUUUAGAUAUACUAUAACCCAAUGUUUAUUGAAUGUUAUUUAAUCCAGAGCAGACUCAUAUAAAUAUUCUGAUUAUUAAUCUCCAUUUUUAGAUAAAGAAAUAGACCCUUAACCUGGUGGUGGCACACGCCUUUAAUCCCAGCACUUGGGAGGCAGAGGCAGGUGGAUCUCAGUGAGUUCAAGGCCAGCCCAGUCUACAAAGCAAGUUAUAGGACAGCCAGGGCUGUUACACAGAGAAAUCCUGUCUUGAGAAGAAAAAAAAAAGGAAGGAAGGAAGAAAGGAAUAGAGCCUUUAAAAGCUGAAUUAAUUGACUCAGAAGAGAGCUUGGGUUUAGAUCUUAAAUUAGGUGUCUGGGCUGUGACCUCUGCUCCUAAUCACUAUAUAGCCCCACACUGCUUCUUCUGCCUCUGCUUUCCUUUUCUUUCUUUCUUUCUUUUUUUUUUUUCAAGACAGAGUCUCUCUGUAUUGUUUUGGAGCCUGGUCACUCUGUAGACCAGGCUGUCCUCGAACUCACAGAC